AGGGUCGUCAGGCAAAACUUUAACAACAGAUCUCCAGAUCUUCAUCCACGCUCUCCUCCAUCAUCGCUUCAGUGACUGCAGCCAUGACUCCACUGGUGGCGGUGCUGGGAGCCGUGCUCUGCUCCUUGGCGGUUUCUGCUGAAGUCGUACCCCCGGCAGACUUCAAUUUACAGGCGGUGGCAGGGAAGUGGUACCUGAUCGGAUUUGCCACUAAUGCCCAGUGGUUUGUCAACCGCAGAGACAGCAUGAAGGUUGGCACGGCCAUGUUCACCCCAACUGCAGACGGGGACCUGGACCUCUCAUACUCCAGUCUGAAUUCUGAUGGCUCUUGUUGGAGAAUGAACAACCUGGCCAGGAAGACUGACCUGCCGGGGAAGUUCACCUACACAAGCUGGGGGAAUGAGAACGACAUGCGCGUGGUCGAUGUGAAGUACGACGAGUACGCCCUGAUUCACACCAUUAAGACCAAGGGGGGCGACGUCACUGUUGUCAACAAACUUUACGGCCGCAGCAUGGACCUCAGCGCUGAUCUGCUGGAGAAGUUCAGGCAGUUCUCUUUGGAGAGUGGCGUCCUGCCUGAAAAUAUUGCUUUCCUUCCCAAAAAUGAGGAGUGCCCAGCUGCCUAGCUUUCCAGCACCGUAUGUCAGGGAUGCUGUCUGAAGACCUUAACUUUUGCUGCAAAUAUUCUACAUCCAUCGAGGUCACUGCCACAAGAUUUAUUCUUCACUCUGCUCUUUCAGAUGUUGUAUUAACAAGAGCUCCCAAUACAACUAAACACGAUGUAGAGCCUGGUUUCAAUAUACAAUACUUUGCUUUUACCCACCUGCAGUUAGGAACUGAGCAUCCACUUGAGACAUGUCCUGAGACAUAUAAAAUGCUCUGCUUUCAACAAUCAUGUGUCUGAUAUGGUCUUUCCAUGAAGAAGUUCAAUUGCCUUGUUCCCUGUGGAGUUUUUUGACCUCUAGUUGUGCUUUGGAGCUGUUUACUCCCCGUUUUGUCCAUCUUGUGCACGAGGACGCACAUGCACGUUAGUGUGGGUGACGCAAUACAUAUUCCGGCCGUUGGUUUCACGCUACUCCACGUAUGUACAGACGGUGGGAACGCAACAAGAAAUGCAUGAAUGCAUACAUGAAUGUAAACAAUGCAGGUUGCAAACGCAAAGCAGGUAGGAGACGUGGUUUUGACGAAAUAAGGACUAAGGACACACACAACGCGUUUUGAUGAGUAACACUAAAUGUAAAAAAUGUUCGUUCACAAGAAGAUUCCUGAGGACACCUGCAAACCACACAGCAGCAAAACUGAACAGAUAAACUUCAACG
Molecule: messenger RNA, 1319 nt
Organism: Chelmon rostratus (copperband butterflyfish)
Lineage: Eukaryota; Metazoa; Chordata; Actinopteri; Chaetodontiformes; Chaetodontidae
Exons: 6
Coding region: 84-626 (180 amino acids)
Molecular function (GO): small molecule binding
Source: RefSeq, a predicted model, not a curated record